UAGGACUUGAGAUCACAUCAUUAAAAUGGAUAGGCCCUAAACAUGAGUUUUACUUACACCUGUCCGUAUGUUAACAAUCUAAAAUAAAUAUGGAAGAAAACAAUGACAGUUAUUUUGAAAACAUGUCGGAAUAUUUAAAUACAAGUACAAUGUCACCAAACGACACCCUUCCAGAACAGAUGGAAUUAAUUCCUGAUAUUCGGCAGCCCAUGUACAUGAUAAUGAUAUACUCGUUGGCAUACGGGUUGAUCUUUGUGUUCGCGCUGUUCGGGAACGUGGUUGUGAUAACUGUCGUUUGCCGUACGCGAAGGCUCCACACGCUCACCAACUUCUUCAUUGUGAACCUGGCGGUCGCGGACAUGCUCGUGACCGUCUUCUGUGUGCCCAUCACGCUGCUUGACAGCCUCUACAACGGUUGGCGGUAUGGAGCGUUCCUUUGCAAGGCGACCCCGUACCUUCAGGGUGUGUCCGUCUGUGCGUCCGUCAACUUUCUCGCCGCCAUUGCAGCUGACAGAUAUCUGGCAAUCUGCUACACUUUGGAACACAAGAUGACAUGGACGAUCGGAAAAGUUAUCGUCUGCGUUAUAUGGCUGUUUUCAUUGUGUAUCAUGACGCCAUGGGCACUGUUCUACAAGCUGAAAGCGGAGGUCAUUCAAACGCAAGAGUUUUCCUUCUGUUACCAAGAGUGGCCAGUCGAGAACGGCGAGUCAGUGUUUCUACUGAUAGUUUUCAUCUCGUGCUACGUAAUCCCGCUGGUUCUCAUAAUUGGCUGUUACUUUAUGAUUGCCCUGAGAGUUUCCACGCGCAAUGCUCCGGGCAUAUUCCGGUACAACAAUGUCAUACAGAAAUCCAAAGUUAAGGUCAUAAAAAUGUUGGUGCUAAUUGUUCUGUUAUUCGCGAUUUCCUGGUUGCCACUUUAUAUCAUUUUCUUAGUAUUUGCUUUUAAUCCUCCGGACCCGCACAGUAAAACCGCCGACAUUCUAAUAAAUGUCUGUGUUCCAAUCGCGCAGUGGCUUGGGAAUUCCAACAGCUGCAUGAACCCUAUCAUAUACUGUUUCUACAGUAAGACAAUUCGGAAGCGGACCGUGGCGAUGCUGUCCUGCUCCAGAAACAUCGAGGUCCGUAGGCGCCAGAGCCGCUACUCCAGUACAAGGCUCAUGUCCGUGGACUACACAAAUGGACAAAUCACCCUCAGACUGAACAAGCGCCGCUGUGAAUCGAUCAACUUUCUUCCUCCGAAAAAUGGAAAUUAUAUUUGCGAAAGCACAUUCUAUGAUUAAAGCAUAAGAGUGUGAUAUACAAUCAGAGACAUUUGUCAAAACAUAAAUGACAUCUGGCAUUUUAGAUCUUUACUUAUUACUAUCUAAAUGCUUAAUGUUUUUGAUACUGAGUGCGCCUAAAAUAAUUUCUGUUGAUUACCUUGUGGAAAAUCUUUAAACAUGCAAAUUAAGAUGUUUUAUUUUGAAGGUUGGUUAACCUUUUAAAGAGUCUCUCUUUGGUUUAACAUUAAUGUUGUAAAAUAUAAUUAUUAGAAUUGAUUUGUAUUCGAGUAACAGUUAUUGUACCAAACUCAAGCAAAAAAAAUAUUUAAA
Mya arenaria is the source of this 1592-nucleotide messenger RNA. Its product is annotated as neuropeptide SIFamide receptor-like. Gene Ontology annotation, biological process: G protein-coupled receptor signaling pathway. The record is from RefSeq and is a predicted model, not a curated record. The coding region runs from base 90 to 1280 and encodes 396 amino acids. The transcript has 3 exons. Gene Ontology annotation, cellular component: membrane. Gene Ontology annotation, molecular function: neuropeptide Y receptor activity; peptide binding. Lineage: Eukaryota; Metazoa; Mollusca; Bivalvia; Myida; Myidae.